AUGUCGAACUUCAAGCGCACCGCGGUCACAGGCGGCCCUGGAGCAAGGAGAGAUGUCCUUUCCUCCUUGAAAGGGACCCAAAUGAUCGAAAGCAAGGCAGUACUGCCGGCAGAAAUUAUAUCGACUAUCCUCGACUACCUCCCGAUCCCCGACCUCAUGAGCUUUGCACGCACGUCGAAACGGAUGCUGGAGAUGGUCUACGAAGACUCGAGAUGGGUACAACGGCUAAAGGUUAUGGGGGUAUGGAAUGAACGGGAGGCACGGAAGAGAUUCGAGGAUGCCAUAAAGAAGAAGCGUGAGAUAAUGAAGGCACGCGCGGAGGAAGAUGGGAAGAGAAUGGGAAUAGGGGUUACUGGAAAGGCUGGAGUCCAGAAGACAAGUACGACUUUAUUCGAUGCUAGCGCUGAGGAAGAGUGGCAAAAGCGCUCUAUGGAAAUAGGUUCAAAGCCACCACCGGCGCCGGUGGACGGCUUCGAAACGUUAGCAAUAUCCACACCCAGCGCCCCAGCCACUGCGCCAAUCCAACGCGCACCCAUGUUAGAGCCGGAAGCUCUGCUUAAUAUAUUCUCCGGUGUGAAGUCGAUCAGAGGUUCUGCAAGACAGGAAUACGGAAAGAUAUAUGCGGCUCUGGCACCGUUUUACUAUGAUCUUGCAAGGUCAAGAAGUCAUGUGGACCCUGUCAUUUUUCGCGUAUACCGAGAGCCAGAGCAACAGGCCCAGAUGCUAGCACAUUUGACAGUAUUUGCUCGCAAUGACUGGGCUCAAGGGUGGAGACAACGAGAGGAGAAGCUUGUUACCAUGAUUGGCAUCUUUGAAAAUGCGGUUCUACGAGAGUUCGAGCAAGGCUAUGAAGCGUGGGAUAUUGAUGGGAAAAUGCGACGUUAUGCACAUGUCUUAGGCGUCCUAAAUGGAGGACAAGCGGGUAUCGAGCUUUUCGUACAGAAGCAUCCUAUAUUCAAUGAACGCAUGGGCAGUUCAAUGGAUUGCCUCAAUCAAGCCUCGUCAGAUGGGAUCGUGUUGGAGCCUUCACGGGAAUUUCUAGAGAAGCUUGCCCACAAAAUGAACGAGCAAGCUGAUGUCGUCGACCGAGUAUUCCCGCCCGGCGAAGACGUGCUCCAGAUCCUCUUGGAAAAGGUUGGGGAGGAUAUACUUAUGGAGUAUGUAACCCCCCUCUUCGAUGAGGCCCAUGAGCGGAGUAUCUCAUCUUAUCUAAUGGCCGUUGCUGGAGUGUUUGAGCAAAGCAUGCGAUUUGGCUUGACUCUGAAACCUAGCAAGAACUCGGGAGAUGACUUUAGAGAAAAGGUCAAAUCUGUCAUAGCUAGGGUAUUCGAGCCUCACGUGGAUCUAUAUCUACAGGAAGAGCUCGAUUAUUUCAAAAGUCUAGCGCAGGCUGAAGUGGACGACUGGGAGCAAAAGCUCUCCGAACAGGAAGCGACCAAAGAAUCGUUUUUUAUGGGAAAUUUCAACCGACAAGCUGAUAAGAAGGAUUUCUUGAGCUCGUUCAAGAAGGUGAUCAUGAUGCCUGUCAAUGUUCUUCCUAGCUUGCCAUUAGCAUCACCUUUUGGUGCACCGUUCGCGACUGCUAAACCUACCCCAGCACAGCUGACUGCCAGCAAGCCUGGCCUCCAACCUCCAAGCCCUGCAUUGUCUCCAAAUCCGUCAAGACCGCAAACGCCAGGGCUGAGCCCAAGGCUGGAUGGAACAUCCACACCCCUGCCGUCGGAAGCUCCAACGGAUGAGCUGGCCGCCAAAGCCGCUCUGAUGGCCUCGAGGCUGGAAGGGAUCAGAUCUUUAUUCAGCAUUGAGGUCGCACUAGACUUGACGCAUGCUGCGAAAGCCAGCAUCGAGCGGGCGGCAUUAUUUGUCCGACUUGGCAGUCAGACAGGAGAAGAGGCACGAGAGCAGUGCGAAGCGAUCUUUGUGGUACUUCUCCAAAUCCUCGGAGACCGGCAUGUUAAAAUUGGAUUCGACAAGGCAGUUGACCACCUCUCGAAAUACAAUCCCCGGGAAGUCAGUGAGCAUCAGCAGGGCGUUGCUCCCCUGGUGACGUUCUUGGAGCUUGUCAAUGUCGGAGAUCUUAUCUCCCAAAUGAUAGAUGUCUUCUACGAGCAACAGUUGGCAACCACCAAACUUGCAGAUCGUAAUGACUUCCUCGAUCCAGCUGUCAAGGCCAAAAAGAAAUUCGAGCAGAUGCUCGAUGAGCGUGUUGCAGCCGGACUGAAUAAGGGCAUUGAUGUCCUUAUGGAUGAAGUGGAAUAUAUCUGCUCAACUUUCCAAUUGCCCACAGAUUACCAACCCGUUGCCGCACCAAACGGCAAAGCGCAAGAUUUCGAUAUCGGUCCCACGAAAGCCGCAAAACAAGUCGUUGAGGUGGUGGAAUCGCACACCAAAAUGCUGGUCGGCAGCACCGACAAGAACAUGCUAGACGUCUUCAACCAAGAAGUCGGACUCCGCCUCUUCACCGCGCUCUGCAAACACCUCAAACGUCAGCGCGUCAGCAUCGAUGGCUCCAUCACGCUCAUCUCCGACAUGAAUCUCUACUUCACGUAUAUCACCACGUUGCGCAACCAGGAUCUGCUAGAGUAUUUCAAGGCUUUGAGAGAGCUGAGCCAGAUUUAUCUUAUUGAUCCGAAGCACGCGAAGGAGAUGGCAGAGGUUAUUGCUGAUGCGGAUCGCUUCCGAGGCAUCUUUCGCGCCGAGGAGGUUUACGAAUUUGCGGAGCGGAGAGCUGAUUGGUAUACCGUGAAGAGGGAUGUUGAGAGGGCUAUGUAUGGCAUUGGAUGUGUCUGCAUGUGA
Molecule: messenger RNA, 2796 nt
Organism: Venustampulla echinocandica
Lineage: Eukaryota; Fungi; Ascomycota; Leotiomycetes; Helotiales; Pleuroascaceae
Exons: 1
Coding region: 1-2796 (931 amino acids)
Biological process (GO): Golgi to plasma membrane transport; exocytosis
Cellular component (GO): exocyst; cytoplasm
Molecular function (GO): protein binding
Source: RefSeq, a predicted model, not a curated record